CGGGGGAGAUGCACUGGAUGAUUCAAGAGGUGCUUUUCCAUCUUCUCGGGGGAUGUGGGGGGGGGUGAGAUGUUUUCGUUCCUCGCUGGGGUCGCUUUAAGCUGCUCCUGCAGGAGCAGUCCCCGGAAAAAGGGAGAGAGAUCUGCUCCAGGCAGCUGGUUUACGCGGUGACUGCGAUGCUGAUCAUCAACGCCUGAAGAUUGCAAGCAGGGUCCUCCCAGGCAGCGGGAGGUGGGGCGCGCAGCUCCUGUCGCCUAUAAGGAGCUGCCUAGCGCCUGGUUUGCCGAGUCUGAGUGUGAGCUUCGAAGGUGAAUUUCAGUGGUAGAUUUGCACGGGUCCGCCGUUUGCCUGGACCUGCCCCUUUAAGACGAUUGCUGUAGGAGUGUCUCUCUCGCUACAGCUUCAUCUGGAGUGUCUGGAUGGUGGAUGAAGUCAAUGAGCAAAGGGAAGGGGAGCAAACCCAGAGGAGAGCCCGGCUGGCAGUCUGAAAUUGGGGAUUAGGGAGCCAGACGCCUGCUCGCCCUGUGCAGACAAUGGAUUCUGCUCCCAAACUCUCCACUCGUUUGAUUUUGCUGCUCUCCAGUCUGUGGCAUCUGGGAUUAACAGCAACAAAUUAUAAUUGCGAUGAUGCACUAGUAUCCUCAUUGCCUCUGACCGCCUUUGACAGCUCCUCAGAGCUCUUCAGCGUUCACAAUCCCAGCUUCGCCAAGCUCAACAGACGGGAUGGAGCUGGUGGUUGGUCCCCAUUGGAAUCGAAUCCGAAACAAUGGCUUCAGAUUGAUCUGGGAGACAGAGCUGAGAUUACAGCAGUCGCCACCCAAGGCAGGUACGGAAGCUCUGACUGGAUAACAAGCUACAUUCUAAUGUUCAGCGAUACAGGACGCAACUGGAAGCAGUACAGACAAGAAGACGGGAUCUGGGUCUUCACAGGGAACACUAAUGCAGACAGUGUGGUACAUCACAAACUUCUGCACUCCGUGAAAACCCGCUUCCUGCGCUUCGUCCCUCUGAAAUGGAAUCCCAGUGGAAGAAUAGGCCUGAGAGUUGAGGUCUAUGGUUGCUCAUACAAAUCGGACAUAGCAGAUUUCGAUGGCAGAAGUUCCCUCCUGUACAGAUUCAAUCAGAAAAUGAUGAGCACCUUCAAAGACGUGGUUUCCCUAAAGUUCAAGAGCAUGCAGGGGGAUGGAGUCUUAUUCCACGGAGAGGGACAGCGCGGAGACUACAUUACACUGGAGCUGCAGAAAGGGAAACUCUCCUUGCACAUUAACCUGGGAGAUGCCAAGCUGCGUUUCAGCACCAGCCACACAUCAGUCACCCUGGGCAGCCUCCUGGAUGAUCAGCAUUGGCACUCGGUUCUCAUCGAACGCUUCAACAAGCAAGUGAACUUCACGGUGGACAAGCACACUCAGCAUUUCCGAACCAAGGGGGAUUCAGAUCACCUGGACAUUGAUUAUGAGCUCAGUUUCGGGGGGAUCCCAGUCCCAGGAAAGCCAGGAACCUUUCUGAAGAAAAAUUUCCUUGGAUGCAUCGAGAACCUUUAUUACAAUGGAGUCAAUAUAAUUGACCUGGCAAAAAGGCGUAAACCUCAGAUCUACACUGUGGGCAACGUGACUUUUUCCUGCUCAGAACCACCAAUUGUUCCCAUCACCUUUGUCAGCUCCAGCAGCAGCUAUUUGCUUUUACCUGGCACCCCCCAGAUUGAUGGGCUGUCAGUCAGCUUCCAGUUUCGAACGUGGAACAAAGACGGGCUGCUUCUGUCCACGGAGCUGUCUGAAGAUUCCGGAGUUCUCCUGCUUUACCUUCACAUUGGCAGGUUGACACUUGUCAUACAGAAAGUGGCAGAAAACUCCAUGGAGAUCAGUGCAGGCAGCAAUCUCCAUGAUGGGCUCUGGCAUUCAGUUAACAUAAACGCCAGAAGGCAUCGCAUCACCCUGACUCUGGAUAACGACGUCGCCGCAGCUGCUCACGCAACCACCCUCUCGCAGAUCUAUUCUGGGAACAGCUACUAUUUCGGAGGGUGCCCUGACAAUUUCACCGAGUCCCAAUGUUUAAAUCCCAUUACUGCUUUUCAAGGCUGCAUGAGGCUCAUCUUUAUUGAUAACCAGCCCAAGGACCUCAUUUUAGUUCAGCAAGGUUCCCUGGGGAAUUUUAGUGAUUUACACAUUGAUCUGUGUGACAUCAAAGACAGAUGUUUGCCCAACUACUGUGAACAUGGAGGAAAAUGCUCCCAGUCCUGGACCACCUUUUACUGUGAUUGUAGCGAAAUGGGUUACAUGGGAGCAACCUGCCAUAACUCCAUCUAUGAACAGUCGUGUGAAGCCUAUCGUCACAAAGGGAAGACGUCUGGUUUCUUCCAUAUUGAUUCCGAUGGAAGUGGACCGCUUGGACCGUUCCAGGUUUACUGCAAUAUCACGGAAGAUAAGAUCUGGACUGCGGUACAGCACAACAACACAGAGCUAACCAGAGUCCAAGGGGCUGACCCUGAGAAACCAUAUGCCAUGUACUUUAACUACAGCAGCAGUCUGGACCAGAUUGAGGCCAUGAUAAACAGCGCAGAGUACUGUGAACAGGAGGUGGCUUACCACUGCAAAAAGUCCCGUCUGCUGAACACCCCGAAUGGAAUGCCGUAUGUUUGGUGGGUUGGCCGUGCCAAUGAAAAGCAUCCUUACUGGGGAGGAUCUCUUCCUGGGGUUCAGCAAUGUGCCUGUGGACUGGAAGAAAGUUGUCUGGAUAUGAGAUAUUUCUGCAACUGUGAUGCCGAUAAAGAAGAAUGGACACAUGAUACUGGCCUUCUUUCCUUCAAAGACCAUUUGCCUGUAACUCAACUCGUGAUCACUGACACAAACAGGUCAAACUCGGAGGCUGCUUGGAGAAUCGGCCCCUUGCGUUGCCAUGGAGACAGACAGUUCUGGAACGCAGCUUCCUUCAACACAGAGGCCUCCUAUCUUCACUUCCCCACCUUCCAUGCAGAGUUCAGCGCAGACAUUUCCUUUUUCUUCAAAACCACGGCUGUGUCUGGGGUCUUCCUGGAAAACCUUGGGAUUAAGGACUUCAUCCGCAUCGAAAUAAGCUCCCCCAAGGAGAUCACCUUCUCCAUAGAUGUUGGAAACGGGCCUAUGGAAGCUACGGUGCAGUCUCCCACCUCUCUGAACAACAACCAAUGGCACUUCGUCCGAGCUGAGAGGAACCUCAAGCAAACAUCUCUUCAAGUGGAUAACCUUCCUAAAAAGAUUCUGGAGGCACCUGCCGAGGGGCAUUUUCGUUUGCAGCUUAACAGUCAAUUCUUUGUAGGGGGAACAGCUUCCAGACAGAAAGGUUUCCUGGGAUGCAUCCGCUCUUUACAUUUAAAUGGGCAGAAACUGGACCUGGAAGAGAGGGCUAAAAUGACCCCUGGAGUCAAGCCUGGCUGCCCGGGACACUGUAGCAGUUAUGGUAAUCUCUGUCACAACGGAGGCAAAUGCGUGGAGAAAUACAACGGUUAUUUCUGUGACUGCACCAGCUCUCCCUACGAAGGGCCCUUCUGCAAGGAAGAGGUUUCUGCAGUGUUUGAAGCUGGCACCUCAGUUACCUAUAUUUUCCAAGAGCCUUAUCCAGUGACAAAAAAUGCAAGCACUUCAUCCUCUGGCAUUUAUGCAGACGCCAUCAUGUCCAAGGAAAACAUUGCAUUUAGCUUCCUGACAGCACGUGCUCCAAGCCUCCUGCUCUACAUCGACACCUACUUUCAUGACUCUUUGGCUGUGAUUCUCUCCAAAAAUGGAAGCUUACAAGUCCGAUACAAGUUGAGUAAGGAUGGCUUCCUCGUUUUCACCAUUGACUCUGGAAACCUUGCCAACCGGGAAUUACACCAUGUGAAGAUCAACAGAGAAGGAAAAGAACUCAUCAUUCAGGUUGAUCAAGUUCUCAAACUCAAGCACAACCUCUCGGAGAUUGACUUCAAGGCCAUCAAAUCGCUCACCUUGGGCAAGGUCGCAGAUAGUCUGGGGCUAGAUUCUGAGGUCUUGAAGGCGAACUCGCAUGGCUUUAUGGGAUGCCUGUCCUCUGUCCAGUACAAUCACAUAGCUCCAUUGAAGGCCGCCUUACGACAUCCCAGCAUAGCCCCCGUGACUGUCAAAGGCUCCUUGACUGAAUCGAGUUGUGGAUACAUAGCAGAAGCUGAUGUGAACACCAUCACCACAGUAUAUUCCUCAUCAGAUCCCUUUGGGAAGUCGGAUGAGCGGGAGCCCCUCACCAAUGCAAUCAGAAGCGAUUCAGCUGUUAUUGGAGGUGUAAUAGCAGUCGUAAUAUUCAUCAUCUUUUGCAUCGUGGCCAUCAUGAGCAGAUUCCUCUACCAGCACAAACAGACACAUCGAAGUAGCCAGGCGAAGGAGAAAGAAUAUGCAGAAAACCUCGACAGUUCCUUUAAAACUGACAUUGACUUGCAGAACACAGUGAGUGAGUGCAAACGGGAAUAUUUCAUCUGAUGGAUUGUGUGGUUCCUUCUUACUCUCUUCCCCACACCUGGCCUUUUUUUCUUUUCUUACCCAUUAAUUUAUUUGCCAGCUUUUAAACCUUUUGGAAGGAGACUGCCCUGCACAGGAGAGACUGGCAGACACUUCAAUGCCUCAUUCCCUUCACAAAAACCUGCCACAGUUACAUCGGCAUCUCAAGAGACCUGCUAUUCUACUCUGGACAGAAUAAGUUCACGGACUUGCAUGGUUACCUAUUAAGUUUCUGGAUUUCUCAAGUCUUAUGUUGUUUUCUGGAACCAUUUAACUCACCACUUUGUAUCUGAUCUGAGCUAUAUAAACUAGAGGUAAAGUACUGUAGCUAAAUAAGUAGCAUCACAGCUUUUCGGACAGGGUAGCAGGAAAGAAUAAGACCAAAAUGCCUGAUUUAUUAUAAGAUGCAUUUAAACCAAUCAUAAAGUAGCAGCUAGGUCCUCAGUUGAUGUAAUUUGCCAUCAAACCGUUGACUUCAAUGGAAUUACACCAGUUUUCACCAGCUGGGAAUCUGGCAAGAAGUUACAAUUAUUAUUUUCUUUCUCUCCUUAAGCUCCUUCCCCCAUCCUUUUACUGUAACUUUUAGGCUUACAAAUGUUUUUAAAAAAUACAGGAAUACUGAUAACAGCAUUGGACAAAAUUCAUUCCAGUGCACCUUGUAUACCUCCGUCUCAUAAGUAUGACUAUUUAGAACCAACGUACUCUAGCAUAAUUCUAGAUGAAGCAUGGAAGAUAGUACUUAAAGGGUUUUAGGAGGCUUCUAGGACUUAGGUGCUCUAUAAAUUUCUCUGAUGACUUGUCUGAAACAUUAGAAGUGCAGCAUACACACGCUAACAUCAUAUAGAGAAUGAUCUUGUGCUGAGGUCAAACACUUAAGCGACUGUGGCAAAAAACAAACAAAAGAAGAAGACAAACCAACCCCACCCAAACCAUGAGAUCUAAAUUCUGCUGAUUCAUAUAAAAAAGCCAAAAUUGUUAUUAAAUUGCUUUUAAAAAACUGCAUGAAUGAAGCGAUGGUGCUUCCUGUUUGUAGAAACCAGGAUGUUUCCCCUCAAAGAUAAGGAAAAGGUGGCUUUUAAAAAUCUGCGCCAGACAAACUGGAUGAGGUUAAUAUCUUUUGUGGACGAACUUCUGUUGGUGAAAGAGACGAGCUUCUGAGCGUACACAGUGCUCUUCUUCAGUCUAAGCUCGAAAGCUUGUCUCUCUCGCCAACAGAAAUUGAUAAAAGAUAUUACCUCACCCACCUUGUCUGAUAUCCUGGGACUCAUAUGGCUAUGAUAACACUUAGUCAAAUUCAUUCACAAGGAGAAAAUUGUAAAGGAGCAUGUACUAAGUUCUGGAUUUGUAAAUUUCUUUUCUCCCUUUCUCCAAUGGUUUUCUGUUCUCUCCUGUUUGGGGACACUGGGUAGCGGAAGUAGAAGGGACUCUAAUCUGCCUCCUCUAUUCUUUCUGACGGAUCACUGAACGUGGAAUCAAAUUUCUCUUUCACUCAAAAAAUAGUGCGGGGGGGAGGGGGAGCUUGAGCCCCGCGUGAGCUUGCAUGAUGGUCCCAUCCCAGAUGCUAGAUACAGGGCCCGUCCUGGGAGCUUAACAGUCUAAGGAUCUGAUCCAAUGCCCAAGAGAAAAGGGGAGUCUUCCCAUUGAUUUCAGGGGGCUUUGAUUCAAUCAGCCGUACAUUAGGACCCCUGGACUCAUAUGGAGUCCCCAAGGCAUUUCCACAUGGUCACAAGGGUUUGCACUACCAGAUCUUGCUGCAGCAAAGGGACCAAUAACAAACAAUAGGAAGCACGGCAGCUGCACAAAGCCCCAGAUGGCCAGGGCUGUAUAGCGGGGUGGGGAGAGGGGGCUGUGGAGGGGGUUAAAUAAUUGUAGGGAGCUUGGAUUAAUGGUUGCAGAUGGUGGCUGAUAGGCCGCAGGGAAGUAGAUGUUGAGAAGGAAUAUGAGACAGUCUUGGUUUGCUAUUCAGCACGCUCACUGAGUUACACUACAGUCAUCUUUGGGCUCUUGACCGUCUUUGGGGGUGAGUGAGAUAAGUAAAAGCUAGGCUAAUACAACGAUCGUCAGGCCAACCGAUCUGCUUUACAAGGCAAGCUUAAACUUAAAGGAAGGAUGGUGCUGCUUCUCCCAGCUCCUGCCAGCCAGCAGCCACCGCGUCUUGUGCCAGCGGCUUGUAUAACAUUUGGUUAUGAGAGCCUUUGCAUGCCAUGACGGACUCAUUAGCAGGAAGAUAGUGAAAGAUGCAGAAAGGAAUGCACCUAAGGAAAUUCUCAGCAAAGAGUUUCUUCCAUAGAUAAAGCUGCUCUGCUUUGCAUGUUACAGGUGGACGGGGGCACAAGCAUACAUAGGAACAAAUGUUCAUCUCCCUUUCUAUGGACUCCAGGUUUUUCUUCAUUAUUUUCAGCAUGGUUUUGUCCAAGUUAUCUCAUUUUGAAUGCUCUCACUGAGAAGGAGCUAUUAAUUCCCCCAAACAUGUAUUGCCUUUAGGAAGAAGAGAUGGGGAAUCAAAAUCCACAUUGUAUUCUGAUCUCCCGCCCCCCAUUACUGUGCCAUGUAUUUUUCCCUGGUCAACAUGGCAGAUUAUAAAUAAUCUUUGUGCUUUGCUACAUAUUCUUCUUUUCUUUAUAUAAAAAGUCACAGUAAGAUAGAGUGAUCUAGUCCCAAGCAAGUACAGUAAUUAAAUGGAUAGAAUAGGGAAGGGAUGAGCAAUCAAAUAGAAUCCCCUCAUUAUUUAAGUCCCUGAGAGGACAAGAUUGCUUCAUGUAGUCCUAGAGUCUGAGCCUGCAAGGUGCCAAGCAUUCUCAAGUUGUAGGGAUGGCCCUAGUCAGGGCUUUGGAUCCAGCCCAUGAGAUUGCCCCCGUGGCCUCGCGCUGCUCUCAGAAGCGGCAGGCACCACUUCCCUGGGGCCCUCUUGGGGGGAGGAGGCAGAGGGCUCUGUGUGUUGCCCUUGUCUGCAGGCACCAUGGGGAACCGCGGCCAAUGGGAGCUUCAGGGGAGAUACCUGGAGGCGCACACGGAGCCUUCUGCCCCCCCGCCCCCAGGGGCCGCAGCGCUUCCUGGAGUGGCGCGGGGCUGGGGACAGG
Trachemys scripta elegans is the source of this 7558-nucleotide messenger RNA. RefSeq names its product contactin associated protein family member 5 (gene CNTNAP5). The coding region runs from base 534 to 4460 and encodes 1308 amino acids. The record is from RefSeq and is a predicted model, not a curated record. NCBI's taxonomy places the organism in Eukaryota, Metazoa, Chordata, Testudines, Emydidae. The transcript has 24 exons.